AUGCGUUUGUGUGGCGUUGCAUCGGCAUUUCUAUCAACACUCAUCCUUAUCGCACACAUCGAUGCUUCUACAAACUUAAAUGUAUCAGUUACGGACGUCCAAAACAUCUCAUUACCCGGAGAUCAAAUCGGUAACUUUACACAAAGCGUUUCGGGACCACCAUCCGGAGACGAGGAGAGGACCAGUGCCAACAGCGCUAUUCGCAAGGUGGAUCUAUUUGUUGAAAAAUUAAUCACAUUUCAAGUGGCAUUGAGGGCGAAAAUUAAUCGCUUUUUGGCUAAGCUGAAGCUAGCGUGGUGGCGGCUGAGAAAUGUGGAUCCAAACGUUACUUUCAACAAGCUCAAUCUCCACGAGGCCGACAACGACAUUUUGUCUCUUGACAAUUUUCACACUUGGGUAAAACUUGUGGAAAGUUACAACUUGCAGCAUCCAGCAGAACAAGUGUCGAUUUUGUCAAAGUUACAGGAACAAUUUGGUGAAUUUGAAGUGUCGAUUAUGUUGGAACAGGCGAAGAAUGGAGCCGACAAGUACACGGAAGACAUUGCUUUAGAACUGCAACACGAGCAGAUAUCACGCUGGAGAGAUGAUAAUCUAAGUUUGACUGCACUUUAUAAGGCGUUGCAGUUUGGCAAGAGUGAGCCGAGCUUACUUACAGGCCCUGCAUUGCGUGUUUGGAAUAUUUACACGAGCAAUAUCGAAUCCGCUGAGACAUCGCUCUUUGAUUAUCUUUAUCAAACUAUUGAGGACGCACAUUUGUCCUCGUUACUAAUUGCAGCAAAACAAUCACCGGAGACAGUAGAGCUUGCGACAAAAAUUCAAAAUCAAUUGCGUCAGAAGUGGCUGGAAAUUCUUGUGCCGCCGAAUCUUGUAUUUCAGCAUUAUAAGCUAGAUACUAAUCCAACUCACCUUCUCGACCGGCCUGAGACAAAACUAUGGGUUCGAUAUCAAAAAAUGUAUUGGGGUAAGACAAAGAAAGAAGUGACGUUGAAGGAGAUGAUUGAGGACUUUUACAAAGCGGACGAGAUCGCAAUUAUCAUCAAGUCGGCAACAACUGAUUAUGGGAAGCAUUUAGCGAAAAAAUUGCCACAAUGCGAUUCGAAACAUUUCAAGACUUUUCAUAAUUUAACGAUCCUACCGCUUCUUUUUGUCUUCCACUACACGAUCGGCGCAGAGGACGACCUAUCAUCGGAAAAGAAUCUUAUCUCGCAAUACAAUCACGUACCCACAUCUUGCGAGACCGCUAAUUGUGUGGCAGGCGGAUGUCUUUUUGAAAAUUGUGCUUCUCCGCUUCUUUGUCGGGGUGGACUCUGCUACUUUCGGAAAUGUAAGGACGCCACAUGUGAAGGCGGGGCUUGCAUCUUUGACAAUACAGCAGAAGCUUCAUGUCCAGGUGGCGGCUGUCAGUUUGUUAAUGUACCCGUUACGCUUGCGGACGGCUAUUGCGAUGGCGGAGGCUGUACGCUGGAUGGAGAUGAUCAUCCAUCUAGCCUGGCCGGUUCUCUCGCGGAAUAA
This is a messenger RNA of Plasmopara halstedii, 1512 nucleotides long. RefSeq lists its product as uncharacterized. The transcript is spliced from 5 exons. The coding region runs from base 1 to 1512 and encodes 503 amino acids. Lineage: Eukaryota; Oomycota; Peronosporomycetes; Peronosporales; Peronosporaceae. The record is from RefSeq and is a predicted model, not a curated record.